This is a messenger RNA of Cordyceps militaris CM01, 2421 nucleotides long. Its product is annotated as dynamin-2. Bases 1 to 2421 code for a protein of 806 amino acids. Gene Ontology annotation, molecular function: GTP binding; microtubule binding; GTPase activity. Gene Ontology annotation, biological process: peroxisome fission; mitochondrial fission. The record is from RefSeq and is a predicted model, not a curated record. The transcript is spliced from 5 exons. NCBI's taxonomy places the organism in Eukaryota, Fungi, Ascomycota, Sordariomycetes, Hypocreales, Cordycipitaceae. Gene Ontology annotation, cellular component: peroxisome; mitochondrion; membrane.
AUGCGCACUCCCGUACUCCCGUCCAGGAAGCGCAAGGGCUACGGCUACACCGCCUCCGCAACAACCGCUACAAUGGCAGCCCUCGGCGAGGACCUGCUCAUUACUGUCAACAAAUUGCAAGACCUCGUCUUCAACACCAUCGGCAGCGACUCUCUCGAUCUUCCACAAAUUGUUGUCGUCGGCUCCCAAUCCGCAGGUAAAUCCUCUGUUCUCGAGAACAUUGUCGGCCGAGAUUUCCUGCCUCGAGGCAGCGGUAUUGUCACCCGCCGCCCUCUUAUCCUGCAACUUAUCAAUGUCCCCGAGGACGAGAACGCUCCCGAGCAACUAGAGGACCGCUUCCGCUCUGCCGCCACCGCGCGACGCUCCGAGUGGGCUGAAUUUCACCACAUCCCCAACCGACGUUUCAACGACUUUGGCGAUGUCAAGCGCGAGAUUGAAAACGAAACAGCUCGCGUCGCUGGUUCCAACAAGGGCAUCAACAGGCAGCCCAUUAACCUCAAAAUCUACUCGCCUCAUGUUCUCAACUUGACACUGGUUGACCUUCCUGGCCUGACCAAGGUUCCCAUUGGCGAUCAACCUACCGACAUUGAGAAGCAGACUCGCAACCUGAUUUCCGAAUACAUUGCCAAGCCCAAUAGCAUCAUCCUUGCCGUCUCGCCCGCCAAUGUCGACAUUGUCAACUCCGAAGCUCUCAAGCUCGCCCGCCAUGUCGAUGCCCUCGGCCGCCGAACCAUUGGUGUUCUCACCAAGCUUGACCUGAUGGACCAUGGAACAAACGCCUUGGAUAUUCUAUCUGGACGAGUCUACCCUUUGAAACUGGGCUUCAUCGGUGUUGUCAACCGCUCGCAGCAGGAUAUCCAGGGCAACAAGCCCAUGGAAGAGGCUCUCAACGAUGAGACGGACUUCUUCAAGCACCACCCUGCCUACCGCAACAUUGCCACCCGAUGCGGCACGCGGUUUCUCGCAAGGACUCUCAACACAACCCUCAUGGGGCAUAUCCGCGAACGUUUGCCAGAUAUCAAGGCCCGCCUCAACACUCUUAUGGGGCAGACUCAGCAGGAGCUCGCUAGCUACGGUGACAUGCACUUUAGUGGAAAAGAACAUCGCGGAUCUCUCAUCCUGCAGCUCAUGACCCGAUUCGCAACCUCGUUCAUUUCCUCCAUUGAUGGUACCUCGACGGAAAUCUCCACCAAGGAGCUCUGCGGCGGUGCCCGCAUUUACUACAUUUUCAACUCUGUUUUUGGCAGCUCCCUGGAAUCGAUUGACCCGACAUCAAACCUCACCGCCCUUGAUAUCAGAACCGCCAUUCGAAAUUCUACCGGUCCCCGACCCAGCCUGUUUGUACCCGAGAUGGCUUUCGAUCUGUUGGUGAAGCCCCAGAUCAAGCUCCUUGAGAUUCCUAGCCAGCGCUGUGUUGAGCUGGUGUAUGAGGAGCUUAUCAAGAUUUGUCACACCUGUGGCUCAACAGAGCUUUCGAGGUUCCCCCGAUUACAAGCCAAGCUGAUUGAGACCGUCUCCGACCUCUUGCGUGAGCGUCUGGGUCCUUCGUCCACCUACGUCGAGUCGCUCAUCUCUAUUCAGCGCGCCUACAUAAACACUAACCACCCCAACUUCCUCGGCGCCGCGGCCGCCAUGAGUAAUGUCGUCAACGCCAAGCAAGAACGCGAGCGCAAGAAGUUGGUCCAAGACGAGCGUGAAAGGAGAGAGCGCAAGCGCCUCAAGGAAAUCGGUACCAACGGCGACCUUGAUGAGGGGGAAACUGGCGACAAAGACGCGUUCAAGCACAAUAAGCACCCACGUAGCCUGUCGCCUGCUCUUCACGACGGACACAACAGCCUCGCGGCCGCCGUCAACGGCCGGCCGCAUUCGCCUAACGGCCAGGGUCUCGGCGGCGCCAAGGAUACGUUCCUUAACUACUUUUUCGGCAAGGAGGGCCUGUCGCCUCUCCACUCAGCCACCGGUAUGCCCAACGGCCGCCAACACAGCGAGCCCAGCUUCUCCAGCAGUCUUCGUCGCGAAGAAAAGAUUGUUGUUCGUCCGGCGCCAACGUUGCGCGAUGACGACUACUACGACCCUACGUCGCGUAGCUACGGUCUUGCUUCCCACCUUGGCGAGUCCAACGAACCCGCUCUCACCGACCGCGAGGCCAUGGAGACGGAGCUGAUUCGCGCGCUCAUCUCGUCCUACUUUAACAUUGUGCGCGAGUCCAUUGCCGACCAGGUGCCCAAGGCCGUCAUGCAUCUGCUGGUCAACCACUGCAAGGAGGUGGUGCAGAACCGCCUCGUCAGCGAACUCUACAAGGAGACACUCUUUGAGGAGCUUCUGUACGAGGACGAUGGCAUCAAAAAGGAGCGCGAAAAGUGCGAGAAGCUCCUGCAGACGUACCGCGAAGCCGCCAAGAUUAUCGGCGAGGUGCUGUAA